CCUUGUCUAUACUCGCUCUGUCAAAAGUGAAAUACGUGAUAUUGAUCAUACAUACUUUCAUAAUUUUCCUCUUAUAAUGUGUUUUAAUUUUCAAUACAAAAAAUUGUUUAUUUUACAAUAUAUCUUUACAAUUUCAUAUUCAGACAUAUAAAGCGAAUAUUUUGACGACAUUGCAGCGCAUUGAGAUUGAAACGAAUGAAAGUUUAAACCAAUAGAGACUGGCAACAAAGAGAGAAUCUUAAGGAAGCGUUCGAAAAAAACGAACAAGUUACGAAUAUCGUUAAAAAUCAUAUCGUUCGAGUCGUGCGCGAACUAUAAAAAUUCUGAAAUUCUGUAAAAAAAAAUUCUGUAUCUACCUCGCGAUCACUUUUUUAUUUUUGCACCGUAGAGAGAUAAUAAUCAUUACACGCGAACACACGUAGCGUUUAUCUUUCAACUAUGCGCAUAAACAAACGCCGUCCAACGCGUUAAAAUUACGAGCUCAUAUUUCAGCCUAUCUAUGGAUUCCUAUGCAACACGUGGAGGAUUAUUCCAAAUCCAAGCCAUUAACUAUUCUCUUUCGAAUAGUUUCUCUUCUUUCUUUUCUUUUUCUUUUCUCUUUUUUUUUUUUUUUUUUGCUUUUGAAAUUUUGUUCUUAUCGCGCUUAAUUUUCACGAUUUCAGAUUAAAACUGUCGUAAAAAAGGCGAAGAUUUUAAUAAAAUGGAAGAACAGCGCGUUCUUGUGCUCUCGUGACCAUCGCCGAAACGAAGCCUUUUCUCUUGCUUCUCCUAAAAAAAAAAAGAAGAGAUACUUUUUCUUCAUCGCUGUUCCACGAUGCGCGUUCUCCGCUCGUCGAUUCUUCUCGUUCUCUGCCUGUUUCUCCACGCUUCCGUACAAGAAUGGCAGAUUCAACACAAGGAGGCCGACGAUGAGAUUCAGGAACGAAUAAAGACGUCCACGUUCACAAUUGUUCCACAAACGAAGUGGUGCGGGCCAGGUAACAAAGCGAAAAACUUCGACGAUUUGGGAUACUUUAACAUAACCGACGCCUGCUGCAGGGAGCACGAUUUCUGUCCCGAGAGCAUCAAAGCUUUCAGAAAAAAAUACGAUCUGUGGAAUGCAAGCAUAUUCCUCAGGUCAAAAUGUUCCUGUGACAAUAAGUUCUACAAGUGUCUGAAGAAAUCGACAGAGAAAAUCGCUUCCAUUAUAGGUAAGGUUUACUUCAACGACAUAUUAAAUCCAAAGUGCUUCGAAUUCGAUCAUCCUAUCACCGGCUGCAAAACGUACGAAAAGGGACGUUGCAUCAAGUAUAAUUUGGACAAGAAAAAGCCGAAGAUUUACCAAUGGUUCGAUCUUCCCACCUUUUGAUUAUUGAUUAAUUAUUAAUUAAAUGCUUGAUUAACUCCUUCGAUUAUUAUUUUUCAUUCGAUUCGAUAUCGUAACAUUUUACUUUGGAAACAAAUUUUUCAAUCUACCAAAUUUGCCCAGUCGAUGAAAGUGAAACGAGUUUUUCUAUUUAAUUAAUAUGGAUGUCUUAUUUAAAGAGGUAUCAAUCUUUUGAAAAUUAAGAUCAAAUGAAAAAUUGUAUCCUAUGAAUUUCGAAGAAAGAUUUUUCAUUUCUUCUUCAAAUGUAUGUAUAUAUAUUUAUGUAUAUAAAAUUGAAGAAUGUUCUUGUUUAUCAUAAAAUAAAUUUAAGAAUUAUAUGCGA
Molecule: messenger RNA, 1688 nt
Organism: Apis cerana (Asiatic honeybee)
Lineage: Eukaryota; Metazoa; Arthropoda; Insecta; Hymenoptera; Apidae
Product: phospholipase A2
Biological process (GO): arachidonate secretion; phospholipid metabolic process
Molecular function (GO): A2-type glycerophospholipase activity
Source: RefSeq, a predicted model, not a curated record